UGCUCUUGUUUAUCCCUUGGGGCUGUGUUCUCUAUCAUAUGAACGGGUACUUUUCCUUAUGAAUUUUUUUCCUCAUGAAAGAAACACACAUGCAGUGUCAGUGACAGGAGAGCAGUGUGAGUCUUUCUCCGCUCUACCUGCCCCUAUUUUUGGCACAUCACACACGUCAUUGUACCUGUGCUUAGACACUAGACGGAGACCUUGAUUUAUAUCCAUGCUUCUGGCUGGAUCCUGAAUCAUACAUCUCACUUGUUUGUUCACCUUCAGUUUGUUAUUUUCUGCUGGAGAAGAAAUGAUUCUUUGCCAUGUUAAGAAAACUGAAAUGUAUUUCUGCUGUGUUAUACUUGUGAUGUUAGUAGUCAUGCAAGAUACAUUACAAAGUGAGAUCGAAGAGAGACUCUUCCGUAAGCUUUUCGCGCAUUACAAUCAGCACAUAAGACCGGUAGAAAAUGUGUCUGAUCCUGUCAUGGUACAAUUUGAGGUUGCAAUAACUCAGAUUGUUAAUGUGGAUGAAGUUAAUCAAAUCUUGGAGACCAACUUGUGGCUUCGUCAUAUCUGGAAUGAUUACAAGCUGCAGUGGAAUCCUAUAGAUUAUGAUGGAAUUGAAUUUAUGCGUGUUCCUGCAGACAAGAUUUGGAAACCUGACAUUGUCUUAUAUAAUAACGCUGUUGGAGACUUUCAAGUAGAAGGAAAGACUAAGGCUUUACUGAAAUACAACGGCCUAAUAGCCUGGUCCCCUCCAGCAAUCUUCAAGAGCUCAUGUCCGAUGGAUAUAACUUUUUUUCCAUUUGAUCACCAGAAUUGUUCAAUGAAGUUUGGGUCGUGGUCAUACGACAAAGCGAAAAUAGACCUUUCUAUCAUUGGAUCAAAAGUUGACAUGAAAGAUUUUUGGGAGAACAAUGAAUGGGAAAUAGUAGAUGUAUCUGGAUAUAAACACGAUAUUAAGUACAAUUGUUGUGAAGAGAUCUAUACCGAUAUAACAUAUUCUUUUUACAUCAGAAGACUUCCUAUGUUCUACACCAUUAAUCUGAUUAUGCCAUGCCUCUUCUUAUCAUUUUUAACUGUACUGGUGUUCUACCUUCCAUCUGACUGUGGGGAGAAAGUCACUCUCUGCAUAUCUGUGUUGUUGUCCUUGACUGUGUUUUUGUUGGUAAUCACUGAAACCAUUCCCUCAACUUCUCUGGUAAUUCCACUUGUUGGAGAAUACCUUCUAUUCACUAUGAUAUUUGUAACUCUAUCUAUAGUAGUUACGGUAUUUGUGCUUAACAUCCAUUACCGAAACCCAACAACACACAAAAUGCCUGGAUGGGUCAGGGGUGUCUUUUUGAAACGCCUUCCUAAAUUACUAAUGAUGAGAAAGACUAUGGAGAAGAAAGACCGACCUUGUUCUAAAAGAAUCAAGAAGAGAAAUGUUGGUAAGACUGGAAAACUCAUGAAUUCACAGUGCAGAGAUGUGGAAGUUUUUGAAGAUGAGACUUGUUAUCACUGUAUGAGAACAAAGGAACAGAGCACCAGAAACCGCAGGCGACAUCACCAAGAAGCUUGUAACGCAGUUCAGCAUUCUCCAGGAGAAAUUACAGAUGUUGUUGAUAGCAUUCAGUUCAUGGCACAAAAUUUCAAAGAUCAUAAUGAAAGGAAAGAGGAAGAAGAUGAUUGGAAGUACGUUGCAAUGGUUAUUGACCGAGUCUUUCUUUGGGUCUUCAUAAUCCUAUGUGUUGUAGGGACCACUGGCUUGUUUUUACAGCCAAUGAUAGAUGGGUAAAAAAGAUUUUCUACAGGAACUUUUUUUACACGCCUUUUGUAUAAUUGAUAAAGACACUUUUCAUUUUAUUUUACAUGUGUUUUCAUAUGUAUUUACAUAACUGAUAGAGGGUGGUGCACAAAAAUAAUUGAGCUUGAAGCAGGAAUUUAAUUCAAUAAUGAAUAUUACAUUCACAGUCAAUUAUGACAACAACAGAAACAACAGUGAUUGAGCACAAUGAUUUUGUGUCACUUACUGUACUUAAUUCCUCCACAAUUUGGGCUCCUCUUUAUUAGCUUCCCCCUAGUGAAUCUGAUCCAUUCACAGUGUAGUGAAGUCUAAUGGUUGAGGACUCUUACAAAUACCUGUUAUGUUGCAAGCAAUGACAAAGCAUUACACCAAAAUUGCAGAUCUAAAACUGGUUAAAUAGUUUUGAACAUUACAGUAAAGGUAACAGAUACAGCGUUACAAAGAGUGCGCUAUUACAAACCAAAAUAUACAGUUUCUUUGAUAAGAAAAUUGUUGUAUUAGCUGACAUUGGGAGGCCAACUUGUAAUUGUCAUAUAGUAAAGAUUACUCAUGGGUUAUGCAAUGGGUAAAAUAAGUAUUGAACACAUCACCAUUUUCUACAUAAAAUAUUUCUAAAGGUGCUUUUGACAUGAAG
Molecule: messenger RNA, 2405 nt
Organism: Rana temporaria (common frog)
Lineage: Eukaryota; Metazoa; Chordata; Amphibia; Anura; Ranidae
Gene: CHRNA6
Product: cholinergic receptor nicotinic alpha 6 subunit
Exons: 6
Coding region: 293-1762 (489 amino acids)
Biological process (GO): signal transduction; monoatomic ion transmembrane transport; nervous system process
Cellular component (GO): synapse; neuron projection; postsynaptic membrane
Molecular function (GO): transmembrane signaling receptor activity; acetylcholine-gated monoatomic cation-selective channel activity
Source: RefSeq, a predicted model, not a curated record